AUGAAAUGCGUCCCAUUCCCAUGCAACAGCGACUAUUACUAUGAUGCCCUUUCCAAUGUAGUCCUAUCUGAUGAUGAACAAUUUGAAGAUCUAAUCAACAAAAGAUGCGCGAAAAAAAAUGUACACCACAAUUUAGAAAAAAAGAUUAACCAAAUAAUACACGACACGAAAAAAAACUGUGAUAUUAAUUCAGAUUUUGAACAGGUCGAGAAACUUCCAAACCCCAAUUGUGAAUCCGCCUAUUCGGAUGAUGACUGUCUAGACGACAUAGAUAUCAUUUUGAAAAAAAAAAAAACUAAAAAUAUGUUCUCAAGAGUAAAUAAAAAUGACAUCCUUGGCCACAUCACAUUGCCCUCUAAAAACACCAAACAGAGAAUUUAUUCAUUACGUGAAUAUAGCCAAGAGGAAAAAAACGUAACCGGCACAAUUAAUGAGAGAAAUGACAACCCACAAGUUGACCUACCAAAUGAGGAAAUAAUUGAAAAAUUAAAAAAUGUUCUUUGUAACGGUUUAAAUAAAUAUAUUAAGGAUAUGUUGAAAGAGGAAAAACAGGAUUCCCCUUGUAAAGUAACAUACAAAGUUAACGACUGUACAAAUAAGAACAACUCCUACUACAAAACAUCUGAUAAGAAUAGGGACAUUUUUAAGGAGGAAUGUGCUAACCGGUGUGAAGCUCCGCGUGAAUGUAAUCCAAACAUGAGGCGAGAAAAUUCACUAAAAUCUUCCAAUGGCAAAUUCCUGAAUCGAAAAAAUGAAAAUACGCAUGGAACGAAAAUACACAACACUGAACAAACAUUUGAGGUUAAAACACACGGUAGUGAUAAACCGUCCAGAAAUCCAAGUUCUGUGAUUCACAAUAAAAAGGAAUAUGCUACUCCAACUUCAGCUACCAAGAGAAACACAAACUGGCGGAAAAAAAAUUGCAAACAUAAAUGUGCAAAUAGGAACAAAUCCAAAUAUACGAAAAAUAUUUAUCCUUCGAAGAGAAAAAAAUGGACAAACGAAAAUUCCCUCUCCUUAAAUAAAAAUAAAACCUUUCGCUGGGAAGGUAAUAUCGAAAUGUACGAUAAGCGAAUGAACUCUCCCAAGGGACACCUAAAAAGACACUCCAUCAAUUCCCCUAUACGGAUUAGCAACUCAAAUGCUAAACUAUCCGCACUGGAACAGCAACACACAUAUACUACAUCGAAAAUGAACUGCACAUCCGAUCCAAUUGAAGAUUUUGUCUUUAGCCAUUUCCAGAAAAACGCCAACAAUGACAAUUUAGUAGGAAAGUUCCGUUUUUAA
This is a messenger RNA of Plasmodium knowlesi strain H, 1287 nucleotides long. RefSeq names its product conserved Plasmodium protein, unknown function. Bases 1 to 1287 code for a protein of 428 amino acids. The record is from RefSeq and is a predicted model, not a curated record. The transcript is spliced from 2 exons. NCBI's taxonomy places the organism in Eukaryota, Apicomplexa, Aconoidasida, Haemosporida, Plasmodiidae.